Strongyloides ratti is the source of this 1899-nucleotide messenger RNA. Its product is annotated as Protein grainyhead. The transcript is spliced from 7 exons. Gene Ontology annotation, molecular function: RNA polymerase II cis-regulatory region sequence-specific DNA binding; DNA-binding transcription activator activity, RNA polymerase II-specific. The record is from RefSeq and is a predicted model, not a curated record. Gene Ontology annotation, cellular component: nucleus. Gene Ontology annotation, biological process: regulation of transcription by RNA polymerase II. Lineage: Eukaryota; Metazoa; Nematoda; Chromadorea; Rhabditida; Strongyloididae. The coding region runs from base 1 to 1899 and encodes 632 amino acids.
AUGAAGUUUGGUGCUUACGAAUCAUCUACGGUACUUGCACCAACAUCAACAAUGUCUUCACAAUUUCAAUUAGAACCAUCUUCUGUUAUUAAAACAGCACCACCAGGUUCAAGGCACCUUGAUUUGAUGUCUGGUAAGGGUGAUGGAUUUGAAUUAACACAAUUAUCUAAUCAAAAUCUUUCUGAUCUAUCAAAAAUGCAACCUAUUGAACAUUAUUAUCAAAUGCCAAAUUAUUCUCGUGUAUAUACUGAUUAUGCUAUUGCUGGUCUUGCCACUGGUCAACAACAAAAUACUGUUCUCCAAGGGUCAAAUCCAAAUCAAGGCCAUAAUACUAUUUAUUAUCCAGCAGCAGUCUUUCCAUCAAAUGCUGCAGCAGUUGUUAGUGGAGGACUUGGUGGUGGUCAACAGGACUGGCAAAGAGUUACAGGUCCAACUAUGGUUGAUCAAUAUACAACAAAUGUUGUCUAUCCAAGAACAUCAACAAUACAAUAUCACCAUCAAACUCAGGAUCUCAAUCAACAAGAUCGUAUUUUUAAACAAGAAUUACCAUCACCUGUUGAUUCUGGUAUUGGUACAGAUUUAUCAUUAUUAUGUCCAAAAGAUGAUUUUUAUAUAACAUCACAACCACAAAUUCAACAUGUAAUACAACAAACAAAUGUACAAACAUCAGAUUGCCAUCAACAAAAUGGUGUUGAUAGAACCUCAGAUCGUUUAAUGUCACAUCGUGAAAGUCCUGUUAAUAUUCCUAAAUUACAUAAUACAUUAGGAUUUCAAUAUGUUUUAGAGGCACCCAUUAGUACUUCAAUAAGAAAAGAGGACGAUAGAAUGACUUAUGUUAAUAAGGGACAAUUUUAUACUAUCUCUUUAGACUAUCUUCAUGAUCCAUCUAAACCAUUAAAAAGUUCAACAGUCAAAAGUAUAUUGAUGGUUGUCUUUAGAGAAGAUAAGACAUAUGAAGAAGAAAUUAAAACAUGGCAAUUUUGGCAUGGACGUCAACAUUCCUCAAAACAAAGAAUAAUGGAAGUUGAUUCAAAAAAUUCAUCUGGUAUCAUUGGACAGAUAGAGGAAGUUGCUCAUAAUGCUGUUCAAUUUUAUUGGAAUCCAUCAGAGACAUCCGUAAAAAUAAGUAUUGCUGUACAAUGCCUUUCAACUGACUUUUCUAAUCAAAAAGGAGUCAAAGGAUUACCUUUACAUAUACAAGUUGAUACAUAUGAUGAAGGUGAUGAUGGUAAAAUACCUUUUCAUAGGGGAUUUUGUCAAAUUAAAGUUUUUUGUGAUAAGGGAGCUGAAAGAAAACUUCGUGAUGAAGAUAAAAGAGCGCAAAAGCGCAAAAUUACAGCUAAUAGAAAAAUGUUACAUGAAACUAGAAGAGAUGAAAAACGGAGAAUGCAAGGAAGAAAAAAAUCUGACGGUGAAUAUCAUGAACCAUGUGAUCGAAGUGAAUUUUAUCAUAUGAGUGAUUUAGAAAAACCUGCAGCACUUUUUGUGGCGUCAGAUGAUUUUGAUGCCUCAUACUUGGAUACUAGCUCUCUUAAUUAUGAUGGCCUCUCAGACAUGGAACCAAUGGCAAAAAGGCCGCGGACAGCUGAACGAGUUAUGAUAUAUGUUCGGAAACGUGAUGAAGCAAUAUAUACACCCUUACAUAUUGUCCCACCAUCAUUAGUUGGUUUAGUUAGAGCAAUAGGUGAAAAAUUCGGUGUUGAUGGAGAUAAAGUGACUGCUCUUUAUAAACAAUGCCUCAAAGGUGUUACUGUUAAAAUGGAUGAUGAUAUGUUAAAACAUUAUUGUAAUGAAGACACUUUUGUUAUUGAUAUUGAAAAUACCCAAGAAGAUCAUAAUUAUUAUGCUGUAACGUUAACAGAAAUUCAAACAAAUAAUCAGUUUGUUAAUCAAUCGUAG